GGAACACGGAACUGAAGAGGAGCCACACUCGGAUCUCCUUUUGUUUUUCGUACAACAAACCAGGAGAUAAAAGGAAAUAUCAGUAAUGACGACUUGCAAAGCUACUAAGUACUUUCUGUUUGUAUGCUGCUACGUAUUCUGGGUGGCCAGUGGUGUAAUGAUCUCUGUGGGCAUCUAUGCAAAAGUAGCCAAAGAAAACGAUGUGGUGGACACUCUGACCACAGAUCCAGCUCUCCUGCUGCUCACUGUAGGUUCCCUCACGUUCUUCAUCACGUUCCUGGGAUGUUUUGGAGCGCUGAGAGACAGUGUCGUUCUGCUGAAAAUGUUUUUAGGGAUUUUGAUGAUCAUCCUGUUCCUGCAAAUUGCUGCUGCAGUUUUGGGCUUUCUCUUCUCAGACCUGGUUUUAAGGAGAACAGAACUCCUGAUGAAGAAAGCCAUUGUAUUAUAUCGAGAGGACAUGGAUUUAGAGAAUGUGAUUGACUUUGUGCAGAAAAAGUUCCUGUGUUGUGGAGUGAAUUAUUACUCAGACUGGUCUCAGAACAUGUAUUUUAACUGCUCUGUGAUUAAUCCCAGUCUGGAAGCUUGUGGUGUUCCGUUCUCCUGCUGUGUGCGACUGCAGAAUGAGACCGUCUUCAAUACCAUGUGUGGCUACAAAACUCAGGGGAUUGAAGAAUCUUUGAUCAAAGAGCGCAUUUAUAUCCACGGCUGCCUGAAUAAGAUCGUGCUAUGGGGGAAACAGAACCUGCUGCUGGUUGGAGGAAUCAGUAUCAGUCUACUGUGCCUCGAGAUAUGCAUGAUCUCAUUAGCAGCUGUUCAGCUCCACCAAAUCCAGGAAAAGGAGAAGAAAAAAGCAAGUAAAAAAACAAAAAAGAGGUGAUUUAUUUUACACUCAAAUCCAUUCUGAAAUAUCUGUAUAUAUAUACACACACACACACACACACACACACACACACACACACACACACAGUAUGUCUGAAAAGCACAUUUAUAUGAAUAUUUUCUCAUGUGAACCUUGUGAUCUGAGUCUGUAGAUGUGAUGAGCAGUAGAUGCUGUGAUUAACUGUGUGUUUAAACGAGACCCUGAUUGUAGAUUUUUAUAUUGAAACACAGUGUUCAUAUUGUAGUGUUAAAAUGUAUGUUCAUGUUCAUUUUGUAAAAAGAAAAAGAUCACAGAUGAUAUCCUGCUUUUAAACGUUAUCAAUAAAACUCUAUGUUAAUACUCAGGUUAUUGU
This is a messenger RNA of Silurus meridionalis, 1232 nucleotides long. RefSeq lists its product as uncharacterized. NCBI's taxonomy places the organism in Eukaryota, Metazoa, Chordata, Actinopteri, Siluriformes, Siluridae. The transcript is spliced from 8 exons. The record is from RefSeq and is a predicted model, not a curated record. Bases 86 to 877 code for a protein of 263 amino acids. Gene Ontology annotation, cellular component: membrane.